GAUAAAAAAAAUGUAGUACCCAGGAUUUGUUCAUUAUUUUUUGUCAUAAAUGGACCACUGUCUGCUCUACUUCCACAUUAGCUGUCUGAGUGAGGAGUUGGCAUAUGGGCGGUGUUGUCUAAAUACCUGGAAUUAUCUUCCACGCAAUAUGAUUUGCUUUAUUGAUGCCUUUCAACUUGCAUAAUCCUAGGAUAGGUUGACCUGUUAUAUGAUAACAGUCUAAUCCGCUUCCACACAGUAGGCUACCUCAUGUGCUCAUCUGAUUAAGUGUGCACACAACACACACGGAGAACCACAAUGUGAAACCAGUUAGGCCAGGUAGAAUAGUCUCAUUAUGCAGGAUUAUUCUGUAUAGACUUUGUAAAGGUAGAAUUAUAAAUGUAUUAGUCUGCUGGGAAUUAAAUAAAAAAGUCUCUCACGAAAAACUGCUGUUACAUCCAUCUCCUGCUAAUUGUCUUUUUUCUUUUUUUUUUUAAUUAGGCAUUAAUUAUAACACUAAUAUUAAAUUGAAUUCAAUGCAACUCCAUUUAUCCCUGCAAGAGCAAUUGGCAGCUCACGGCCAGAUCAACAGAUAAGAAAAGAAAGAAAAGACUAAUGUAUUAUAGUUAGAGUCUUACAUUAUCCUAUAACGUCUUAUCUAACCAUCAAUUCUCUCAAAGUAGUUCCUGUAUUUAUCAUAAAACACAGAAGUGAGCAGGUCCUUCCCAGCUGAAGGCGCUUCCACAAUCCACACACAUGUGCUGCAGGUUUUAUUUUUUGUUGAUUCACAUAAAUGCGCCCAUUUUGCUAUACAUGUGAAAAUAAUUCUCAGAACGUCUGUGUUUUUAAGUUGCCAAAACCACCGUCAUCAAACAGCCAUAUGCGACCCAAUAGACCAUAUGGUCUUUAUUACAGAAGCAGUUACAAAUACCAAAUGGAUCACAUGUUUUCUAACGAUGCGGUAAAAAAAGAAAAUAAUAAUAAUUAACCCCCAAAUAGCCCGGGAUAGAAUACAUUAGACAUUUGUUUGGCGCUUACACCUUACAAACCCUGCCACCUGUUUUCAGCGCUUAUUCCGCUCCUCUGAUUCCGUCCAAUGGGAAUGAACGGCAGGUCUGGAGGCGGAGAAAGAGGGAGAUAAGUUGGAGGAGAGAGUGAGAGACAGAUCCGGGGACACAGUGAGCUGUAGAUUGAGUGGAAGUCGGUGGAGCUACAUAUGAAAUCACAGACUUCACUGCGCGUCUGAUGACUGUUACUUGACGUCCAGCUUUGCGUUUUUUUUUUUCUACCGCCGGUUUCAUGUCGCUGCACAUCUUUGACGUGCAGCCACAGGUUGACCGAUUUAAUCCACUCCCUGUGGAUUAUUCCUCUUCAUCUCGAGUCGAUUGUCACUGACGGAAUCGAAAUGGGCACCGUCGAGCGAUCACCGGUGAUUGAGAAGGAAACAAACUGAUCGCAUCAAGUGGAGACGGAGACGGAGACGGAGGCAACAUCCGUGGGGAGCGACGCACAAUUUCGAGAGACAAGAGAGGGACCUGUGGAGGGACUUGUAUGAAAGGAGGCGAAGCAAAAAGAUGAUGGGAUGGCCGUGACAACAUGAAAAAGAAAAAGUGUGGAGGUCUAUUUUCAUCCAGCCAGUGAUUCAACACAACUAACCUGGGGGACAGGGACUGAGAGAGAAGAGACAGGUGCGUGGCCACGUCCGUGACCAUGGAGCCUCCCCCCUCUCUGAGCUUGGCUCUGCUAGGAGGGAGUGAGGAUGAGGACCAGCGCUUCCUCCUUCCCCUGGGCAGUAUAUCCCAUCCCUCCACCACAGGCAACCAGCCAGGAUCAAACCACUCCAACCACAUGGGAGGAUCAAGCCUCGAUCGUCUAAAUGGCAGCACCCCGUCCCCGUCCCCGUCCCCUGCCACGCCCAAUUUGCCUCCAACAUCGCUCCCCAAGUUGCCCCUGUCAUCCUCUGGAGGCCAGCCUCUGCCCCCACCCAUUCCCAACGCCCUGCACCCCACCAGCACCCCGCUCUCCUCCUGCCUGGGCUCCCAGCACAGCCUGAGCGGGGACAACUCCCCGGUAUACAACGCCCUCUUCUACUCCUCCCACUCGCCCUCCAUGGAGCGGGAGAGGGACCGUGACAGGGAGAGAGAGAGGGGCUGCAAACACAGACAGGCCAGCCCUCUGGUUCACCGUAGGGACAGCAACCCCUUCACGGAGAUCGCCAUGAGCUCCUGUAAGUACACGGGCGGGGUCAUGAAGCCCCUGAGCCGCCUCAGCGCCUCCCGCAGAAACCUCAUCGAAUCAGACAGCGGCAGUGAAACCAAAGAGGGUGGCGUUUCCGCUGUUGCCGGGGCAACGGCAACUGGGGGGCAUGACCGACAGCGAGAAGCCCCCCCUACCUCCUUAGUGGCCCCGUCCUCUGCCAAUCAACCCCUAAUUCAGAGCCCUCCAGAGAUUGUGAUCUCAUCCAAAGAAGACUCACCGUACCCCAGAGCCGGGUAUGACAUCACUGACUCCACUUCCAACCAGCUGUCCAUCUAUCACCAGAACCACGCGCUGGUGGAGAGCAGGCGGGUUCAGCCGGGGAGGGUUAGCAGGCAGGCGGGGAUCGGGCCGGCGGGGUCCGGGGCCAGGGGCAGCACCUCCAAGGCCUCCAAACGGAAGAACCAAAACAUUGGCUAUAAACUGGGGCAUCGCAGGGCGUUGUUCGAGAAGAGGAAGAGGCUGAGUGACUAUGCCCUCAUCUUCGGGAUGUUUGGCAUCGUCGUCAUGGUGAUUGAGACGGAGCUGUCGUGGGGCGUGUACACCAAGAGCUCCAUGUAUUCUCUGGCCCUGAAGUGUCUGAUCAGCCUGUCCACAGUCAUUCUGCUGGGCCUCAUCAUAGCCUACCAUGCUCGGGAAGUUCAGCUGUUUGUCAUCGAUAACGGAGCUGACGACUGGCGCAUCGCCAUGACCAUGGAGAGGGUUCUGCUGAUCUCUCUGGAGCUGCUGGUGUCUGCGGUGCAUCCAGUGCCAGGGGACUUUAAGUUUCAGUGGCGGGCGCGGCUGGCCUUCUCGUACGCGCCGUCGCAUGCCGAGGCUGACCUGGACAUGGUGUUGAGCGUGCCCAUGUUCCUGCGCCUCUACCUCAUCGCCAGAGUCAUGCUCCUGCACAGCAAACUCUUCACAGACGCCUCCUCCAGGAGUAUAGGCGCCCUAAAUAAGGUGCAUUUUAACACACGGUUUGUAAUGAAAACCCUCAUGACGAUCUGCCCCGGGACGGUGCUGCUGGUCUUCAGCAUCUCUCUGUGGAUCAUCGCUGCCUGGACCGUACGAGUGUGCGAGAGGUAUCAUGAUGCCCAGGAUGUGACCAGUAACUUCCUGGGAGCCAUGUGGCUCAUCUCCAUCACUUUCUUGUCCAUCGGCUAUGGAGACAUGGUUCCUCACACCUACUGUGGCAAAGGAGUCUGUCUGCUCACAGGAAUCAUGGGUGCGGGCUGUACGGCUCUGGUGGUUGCCGUGGUAGCCAGGAAGCUGGAGCUGACCAAGGCCGAGAAACACGUGCACAACUUCAUGAUGGACACGCAACUCACCAAGAGGAUAAAGAAUGCAGCGGCUAACGUGCUGCGGGAAACCUGGCUCAUCUACAAACACACCAAGAUGGCGAAAAAGAUCGACCACUGCAGAGUCCGCAAACACCAGCGGAAGUUCCUCCAGGCUAUUCAUCAAUUACGCAGUGUGAAAAUGGAGCAGAGGAAACUCAGUGAUCAGGCCAACACACUAGUGGACCUCUCAAAGAUGCAGAGCGUCAUGUAUGAGCUCAUGUCAGAGCUCAACGACCGCAGCGAGGACUUGGAGCGUCAGAUGCUAUCCCUGGAGCAGCGGGUGGAGCAGCUUACCGCCGGCUUCAACACCCUGCCCGCCCACCUCUCUGCCACCCUCAGUGCCCAGCACGCCGCCCUGGUUCACUUGCUAAGAGAGAGGGAUUCAAGGGACGGGAGAGGAGGUUUUGGAGGAGGUGCUGUGGUCCCAAUCUCCCCAGCUGCGUCUUUAACCGCUGCACCAGCUUCAGUUUCCUCAAUCCAUGUCGCAUCGCCAGCCCCGUCCCCAUCCCAGGUUCCUACUUUGGCCUUGGAGUCCCCUCUGUCGCCCCCACCUCUGAGCCCAGAGGGGAGCCUGGAGGCUAGUCCCAGUGCCAACACCUGCACUUCUAGCUGCUGAAGACAGCUCUGAGGACCAGGAGAGGACAAAUAUGGAAAGAAAAUAGCGAGGGAGGAGGAAAGAAACGCGAGGUGAUCCUCUGAAAGUAGCGCUCCAUGAGGGAGGGUAGAAGAUGGGACUAUGAGGAGAAAUAAUAGGAUUAAGAUGGAGGGCCAGUAUGAGCGAUGAGACAUGUUAAGGACUUUGGGGCGCUUUCCUUGACAAGGGGGGGAAAAGAAAAAUGGAGUCUCUAAAAGGUGUGAGGGGGAGGAAGAAUGUCAAGAGGGUGAGAAAUGGAGGUAGAAAGGAUGAGGAGGGGGGAAGGAGAGAGGAGGAGAAAUAACGAGGAAUAAUUAUAUAAACUCAGAGCUCCUAAAUGGAUACCACUCCAAUUACUGAAAAGGGCCUUUUAUUAUAUCUCUCUCUCUCUUUUUCUCUAUGUCUCUCUUUCUCUCUCUCUCUCUCCGUCCUCCCGAUCUCUCUCUCCCUUCAUCAGGAAUUAAUGACCAUGACUUUUUAUCCUUAUGAUGUAUUUUCUAUCUGAAUGCUAAUUGUGUGUUAACGAGCAUCCCUUUAACAGAAGGUUCAAUCAAUACGACCAAGAUAUUUUAAAAAAAGAAAAUUUAAAAAAACUAGUGGCAUGUACUGCACACACACACACACACACACACACAUAUAUACACACAAUUUAUAUUGACGCAUCAUCCACGCAAUACAAGUUAACGCAGCACAAACAUAAAUACACAAUCUUUCACAAUGCAGGCCCUAUUUACACUCACACAAAGACAUUGUGUGUCGUAGCCCACAAGAUGAUACUAAAGCCUAUACUGCCAAGCACUCAAUGCACUGCCAAGCAAUGUAGACACACUGUAAAAAAUGUUCAUCCACACGACUUGUCUUUUGUGGGCGUGACCUAAUGCAUAGUUGUGACAUUUUAACUUCUCGGUUUGGAGAAACUUAACCGUUCACUGAACUACACGAAUUACAGAUGAAGCUAACAUAAGUUGGUAUGACACUGAGGGGCAUGAGUCAUCAUAACGUCUGUUUGUGACAGAGAAGACAGUCGCAGGUGAUAAAAUAACGUAACACAACAACAAAAGGACUUUUUUACUAUUGCAUUUAUUGAAUUACAGAUUGGGUUGAACCGAUGUGUACAUUUCUGUUACUUGUAAAAACAAAUAGUUGUAUCAAGUGCAUUAAUACUGAAAUGGUUGUUGGGCGAUAGAAUCGAUUACAUUCUAUUGGGUUGUAAUAGAUUACAACACAAACAUUUAUUAAACUGGCAUUUCAAUCUGGCUGAUUAAUUAUGAAGAAACACUUCAAGACAGAGCUUUGCAUAAACAUGAUGCUCCACAUUUGGUGAGUGUUCAGGUAAAAUAACAGUUGAAACAUUCUCCAUCAAUAAUAAAUUAUCUGAUUAUUCUUUUACUUGUCUGAAAUCAGUGGAGUCAGAUUGACUGGGAUGCUGUAGUAUCUAUUGUUUUGCUUUAAUUCUCUGAUAAAUAUUUAUACUUAAAAUUACUAAAAUGUUGAUUUUUACAUUCGUAAUUCAAUUGAAUUUAAAAUCCAACAAUUGUCUAGCUAUGUGAUUAUAAGUUGGUGUGAUUCAUGUGUUCACGGUGUACGGUUGUGUCUAUGACCCUUUAUGAAGGAAAGAAGACCUUACUCACUGCCAUUCUUCGCUUGUGGUCCCAAAACAACACACUGUUAUCAUGAAUGUAUUCUGUGUAAAGAAAUACACUCAACCCCACUUUCUUGCUCGAUCACUUAAACUGCCACGCAGACACAGGAACAGACGCCUACACGCACGGACACACGGAUAUACACACACCUCGACAACCAAAGUGCUCUCUCUUAAAUGGACUUCAAUAAGAGGCAGGGAACGCUGCUGUCACUGGGGACAGAAGACAGCAGGAGGCGUUGCAGAUAUCUUGACAAUAUUUCUGAGGGAAUAACUGUGAAAAUCUGGGUAUGGACUUGUUACAGUGCUGUACGUGGACUUCACAAGGUGGACUAUGGAUGAACACAAGGGAACACAAAUAUACCUUUACAAAGGAUUGAUGGCCAUGAAGGAACAGCUGUUUAUAAAAUAAAUAACACAUAGACAGAAAUACUUAAGUAUAUCUGAGAGGAAUUAUAAUGGUGUGAUGGGAAAGAGACAAGCCUACCCAUUGGAGACAAUAUCGAAAACUGUCUUAUAGCGACACGCUGUGGCCGGAAUACUGAAUUACAUACGCUUGGAAUAUUGUAUAGUAUGCUGUUAACGAAAUCUAGCUUUGUAUUGCUUAGUCUUUUCUACCAUUAUGAUUAAACACAGUUAUAGCCGAUAUCUACUAUUACUAAACUAUAUUAUUCUUUUCAUUCGUCAUGACAAUUAUGAUAUAUGUAUUAACAAUAGGUUAAAUAAUUUUGAACAAGGAAAGUGCCGUUUGAGGUUGAAAUUAUUUUGUAAUUUUUAUUUUAUCAGA
Anarrhichthys ocellatus (wolf-eel) is the source of this 6620-nucleotide messenger RNA. RefSeq names its product potassium intermediate/small conductance calcium-activated channel, subfamily N, member 3 (gene kcnn3). Gene Ontology annotation, molecular function: small conductance calcium-activated potassium channel activity; calmodulin binding. The record is from RefSeq and is a predicted model, not a curated record. Gene Ontology annotation, biological process: potassium ion transport. The transcript has 10 exons. Bases 1690 to 4173 code for a protein of 827 amino acids. NCBI's taxonomy places the organism in Eukaryota, Metazoa, Chordata, Actinopteri, Perciformes, Anarhichadidae. Gene Ontology annotation, cellular component: membrane.